Neurospora tetraspora is the source of this 1386-nucleotide messenger RNA. RefSeq lists its product as uncharacterized. The transcript is spliced from 4 exons. The coding region runs from base 1 to 1386 and encodes 461 amino acids. Lineage: Eukaryota; Fungi; Ascomycota; Sordariomycetes; Sordariales; Sordariaceae. The record is from RefSeq and is a predicted model, not a curated record.
AUGAGUGAUCAAAACCCCUCCCGAAAAAGACGCCCCUCUGCUCCAGCUGCAGCUUCUCCGCGUGGAACAGCGGCAGAGUUGCAUAUACUUCGCGAGGCAAUCCGCAGGGAAGCCCAAGCAUUUGGAAUGGGCCUCCAGCCAGCAGAUCUCGAAUCUCCGGAUCUUCCUUCGUUCCUUAAAUUGACAGAGACCGAUGUUGAACACCAGGUUCAGACACUUGUCACAAGGGAGUCGGAUAUUCGCAGGCUUGUCGAGAUGGGAAAGAACACUAUCGAGCCAAAAUCCACAGAAGUCACCGCCAAGUCAAGCCCAACUACAGGUUCCGUCGUAUCAGCAGCAUCACCGGCAUCGGUCUGCAAAUUUUUCCUCCCAGUGAAGGGUCGUCAAGCUACCCCGUUCCCCACAAACUCGGUGGCGUCAGGCUCGCUGGCAUCAAGCAUUAGGAUUCGCUUUGCUGAGGUCGAUCAGUCACAGGAUAAGACUGUGGUACCGUCCUCGCCCUCAGUUCACGGAACCGAACAAUCUCCCGCCGGUGUGAAAACACUCGCCACCGAGUCCGAGGGUGGACCAGCUCCCGUUACCGGAGUCUCAGGUUCCCCUCCGAUCGAUGACACCGCACCAUCUCGUGGAAGUGGGAGUGCAUCAUCUUCGCGUCCAAGGUCGAGAGCUUCUACCCGUUCUAGAGCAACUUCACAGCUGCUGCCCGGUCCCUUGCCAAUGAUUCCAUCUCCAUUAAUCUCGGACUCCCUAAACGCAGUCAUAAACGUUACGAAGAGAUUUCGGGAAGUGACUCAAGCGCUUGGGUUCCGGGAUGAUGAUGCCUUCAAGGUGUGGUGCAAGCGCUGCGUUGAAUGGAGUUUUGAUGAGUUUUACAAGCCUUAUAUGAAGGAUUGGUCAAACUACGCGCAGCGUCUGAGUAAGGCAGAAGUGGACGAAGCAACCAACAUUGGUUGUCGUGCUUUGAUUGCUCUGAUUAAAGAGGAUCAGACUGGGUUUCUUGAAGGGCAUUUGAAUCGCCUUCAGCUUUUUGCGCGUUUUGCUAUUGACGUGGUGCACGAAGACGAUGACAUGCAUGCUGAAAUCCCUGAGGACAACAGCUUUCUUUGUGAACACCCGUUGGGCAACACGCAAAAAAUCCGCGGACUAAUUAUGUUGGCGGACUUCUUGCUCGACUGCCGUUUUGUGGAGGCGACGACGAGACGUAAGUACUUUGCGGCGUCAGCCAGGGCGAGUGCACGCAGAAACUCUGAUGAGGAUUCUGUUAAAGACGAUGACGAUCAGAAAGGCAAAGGCAAAGAUGUGAUAAGCCCGAGGGAGCACUUUGCGUCUGUGGCGAGGGAGAAGGCACAAGCCUCGUUGAUGGAUAUAUCCGGCGGAGAGAAGUGA